This is a messenger RNA of Cladocopium goreaui, 1151 nucleotides long. NCBI's taxonomy places the organism in Eukaryota, Dinophyceae, Suessiales, Symbiodiniaceae. The record is from the annotation of a GenBank genome assembly.
AAGCCUCCCAUGCCGGCGUUUGUGUCGUGGGCGUCCCAAUGGCAUCGACGUCAGACAGCGAUGCGAGGUCAUGAAAGACAUUUGGAGGGAGGCCUGGAUCAACUCGGAGUUCACUGGUCAGGUGGCGUUGAGUCGCCGCGCCAAUGGGCAGGAGUUCUUGGAGAUUUGCUGUCCCGAAGUCUUGGAAAGAUACGGCUCUCACCCAGAGAUCCUGGACGAUGGCCGCAGUGUCCAUGUCUCCGUGAACGAUGUGGUGGCGUUCGGUGUGUUGGAAGAGUCCGGUUCGCUAAUUGCGGUCAACGUUUGGCGCAUUAGCAUCCCAAGGAAAUUUAUGGAGGAAGAGGUGAUGGAUGAGGACAGCUCAGAGGAUGCUUCUCCUGCGCAGCCAACGAUCGUCCAAGCAGAUUUCAAGGAUGCUUCUCCUCCCAAGCCAAAGACUAUCGCAGCUGUGCGCCAGGAAGCCACGAAGCGCAGCUUGGAGACGCCUAGCCAGUUGCAUCCCACGGCUAAAGCGAAGGCCCCAGGGGCCCCAGGGGCCGGCAUGCACAAGUCGGCUGCGAAAACUGCGGCGGAGGAAGUGCAGACAAAGAAGGAUGCCCCUCCCGCGCAGACCUUCCAGAGCUUCCAGGAGGCCCUACCUGCUAAGCGGAGCAGGGAACUUGGGAUCAGCCAGACUUUGUUGAAUCCGACGGCAAAAGCGAAGGCUCCAGAAAUGCCGUCGGCACUGAGAACUUCUCCAGUGACCAUAGAUGUGCCGACCGUGGAGGAUUCCCCUCCGGCCAAAAAGCCAAAGACCGAGACACUGCCCGAGAUCUUGAAACCCACUGCGAAAGCAAAGGCGGGGGUACGCAUGUUGGGGACUGUGAAUCGUCACAUGCUCAAUGGGAGAUUUUCAAUCUGCUGCGAGGAGAUCUCAGGUGUCCAUGGCAGGGAUGCAGAAAUCCCACCAGAGCACGUACCCAUGAAUCUGAAAGUCGGGGACCGUGUCUCGUUCGUCGUCCGGGAGUCAGAGGAUCAGCAAUCCUCGCCGAUCUGGGCCAAGAACCUUCAGGUGCUAUCUGCUCCCAGGGCCCCAGCCCUCAGGGCCCCUGCCCUCAGGGCCCCUGCCACGGCCAAGCCUGCGAAGAUGGCAGAUGGCAAGGCAACGCCUG